Aspergillus uvarum CBS 121591 is the source of this 1159-nucleotide messenger RNA. Its product is annotated as protein tyrosine phosphatase-like domain-containing protein. Gene Ontology annotation, biological process: very long-chain fatty acid biosynthetic process; fatty acid elongation; sphingolipid biosynthetic process. The record is from RefSeq and is a predicted model, not a curated record. NCBI's taxonomy places the organism in Eukaryota, Fungi, Ascomycota, Eurotiomycetes, Eurotiales, Aspergillaceae. The coding region runs from base 182 to 886 and encodes 234 amino acids. Gene Ontology annotation, molecular function: 3-hydroxyacyl-CoA dehydratase activity. Gene Ontology annotation, cellular component: endoplasmic reticulum membrane. The transcript is spliced from 3 exons.
CAGUAACUUAGAGCCAAGAAGGCUGUCAUCGCAGACUUGCUUCAGCCCUUUUCAGCCCUUGUUCAAUACCAGCAAAUCCUGGCCAGAAUCCCGGAGGCCAGCGAUCUAAAUACUUCGGCCGUCCGAUUCCCAACCUACAGUCUUACCUCGACCUUUCAACUGGAUCAAACAAAAAAAAACGAUGUCAACCAGCACCACCGCCAAGCCCCCUCCCAGGGCAACCACAACCUCUAGGUCUCCCGCCUACCCACUCACGAAACCCUACCUCAUCCUCUACAACGCCCUCAACUUCACCCUCUGGGCCACCUGCACCGUCCAGGGCCUCACCCACCUCGCAACCGGCACCCCGCUGCCCCUCAUCUUCCAGAAAGUCUACCCGCUCCUACUCAUCACGCAGUCCCUCGCCCUCCUCGAGAUCCUGCACAGCCUAGCGGGCCUCGUGCGCGCGCCCGUCACCACCACCGUGAUGCAGGUCGCCAGCCGCAUCCUCCUGGUCUGGGGGAUCAUGUAUCCCUUCCAGGGGCGGAUCGUCGGCGGCACCGCGACUGCGGUCACGCAGACCGGCGACUACGCGUUCCUGGGCUGCCUGACCGCCUGGGGCGUCACCGAGUGCAUCCGGUACGGGUUCUUCGUCUGCCAGGUGUCCGGGCUCGGGGUGCCAGGGUGGUGGGCGUGGCUGCGCUACAAUACGUUCUACGUGCUGUAUCCGUUGGGCAUCAGUAGUGAGUGUGUGAUGGUCGUGCAGGCGUUGGCGCCGGCGGCGGACGAGGUAAGUUCCGCGUAUUGGUGGUUUUUGGUGGUCGUGCUGGGGGUUUAUGUGCCUGGCUCGUAUAUUCUCUACACGCAUAUGAUUGCUCAGAGACGCAAGGCGUUGAAGAAGAAUUAAUGGGUUGGUUGUGGUGUGGUUGUGGUGUGGUUGUGGUGUGGUGUGGGUUGGUCUGUUUGGGGGGGACACCGAGAUUUGCCGGAGAGUACCGUACGGAGGACUGUACACUGCAUGUAUCAAGUGGUUUCACGAGAAUAAGGCGGCGCUGCGCCGUACUGUUGUGCAACAGCACAGAAAGUGGGUGGCGUUGCAUGUUAGACUACCUAGGUAGGUUUGGGAUGAUGUGUAUGUUAAGGUUUCAUGAAUAGAUAUCAUAUGUACUGUAUAUGUAGG